Molecule: messenger RNA, 2118 nt
Organism: Diaporthe batatas
Lineage: Eukaryota; Fungi; Ascomycota; Sordariomycetes; Diaporthales; Diaporthaceae
Exons: 4
Coding region: 61-1806 (581 amino acids)
Biological process (GO): regulation of DNA-templated transcription
Molecular function (GO): zinc ion binding; DNA-binding transcription factor activity, RNA polymerase II-specific
Source: RefSeq, a predicted model, not a curated record
CAAGUAUGUAAGCUGCCGUGCCUCCUCCACGUGACUGACUGGCCGACCUGUUGCGAGCUGAUGGCACCCGCUGCGGCUGUCAAGCUCUCGGCCCGUGUCACACGCCCUGCCUCUACACAGGACAUGACACGCAAGAGGGCAUGCACGUCCAAGGUGCGCACUGGGUGCAUCACUUGCAAGGAGCGCCACGUCAAGUGCGACGAGGCCAAGCCAGCCUGUCUGCGCUGUGCCCAGGCCGGGCACGUGUGCAGAGGCUACAAUCCCCUUCGCAGCCAGCAGAGGCCGCCCAGGCCCGAGCCCGUCACACGGAGGCUUCUUCCACGCCAGCAUCCUGGCCAGCCAGCCGCCCUCGCAAUCACCGUCGGGAGGUCCCUGGCCCCGGUCCGCCUCCAUGGGGAUGAUGUCCUGUACUUCGACUUCUUCCGCUCCCACGCCGUCGCCGACCUGUCCGGCUAUCUGCCUUCCUCCUUCUGGUCCCACACCGUCCUCUGCCACUCUCUCACCGACCCUUGCACUCGCCACGCCAUUCUUGCCCUGGGUGCCGCCUCGUAUCCUCUGGUGCCUCCCGGCCAUGCCCACGCCCGACUGAGCUUCCACGGCAGCGCUGCCGUUGGCCAUCACACAAGAGCCCUGGCUCUGUUUCGUGCCAUGAUCGCCGACGGCGUCGACGGCCCCCCCUCCCGGUCCUCCCGGUCCGUCUUUAUUGUCACGCCCUUACUCGUGGCAUUCGCCAUGCUCCAGGGCGACAACCACGCCGCCGACGCACUGCUGUCUGGCCUCAGCCUCUUGGGGAGACACAUCCGCCGGGCCUCCAAAGCCCCUGUCGUAAAUCAAGAAAUGGAGUCACUGACCUGCCUCAUGCUUCAGGUCUACAUGCUUUGCGGCCAUAACCCACUAUAUCAGUCUCAGAAGGGCAAUGUGCUUGCCAUGCCGAGUAACAUGUUCCUCGACUCCAGCCCUCCUCCAGAUGCCGGCGAGCGGCCCGUGACAGCGUCUUCGCUGGAGCCCAUCCUCGCCGUCUGGGCUUCCUUCACCUCCCGCUGUCUGGUCUGGCUGCGCCAUACUGACUACACUAAGCAUAGCAUAGCACCUGGGAUUUACGCGAGAGCAUGUGCGGAGCAGGCUGACCUGCUGGCCCGUCUCCUCCGCUGGCAACAGUUCAUAUAUGGCUUGCGCCCUGCGCCGGACUUGGACCAGGCCUACAUGCGCGGCCUGAAACUAAUCCGCCUGCAAUACGAGACAAUCUUCGUCUGGGCCUCGGAAGGCUUGGACCGUACUCGAAUGGGUUUCGACCACCACACUGCCAGGUUCGAGAGCCUUGUCCAAAGCUGCGCCGAGAUCCUGGGGCUUGGCCUCGCCGAGGGCGGGGACGAUACGAAUGACCAGCGCACAACCGGACACUACUCGCCAGCCCCGUACACAGGUUAUACAUUCGAGGGCUUUGGGGUUGUGUCGGUGCUGGGGUUUGUUGUCACCCGGUGUCGGCUCGGCCCGAUCCGACGCAGGGCCAUGAGCAUACUCGCGCGGAUAUGGUGGCGCGAGAACGGCUGGGACACGGUCGCGACCUACCGGGGCGCCAAGGCGUUGAUGGAGCUUGAGGAACAGGGCGGAAUCCCUGGUGCCGAUGGGGAGCUGUACAUUCCGGCCGAGUCCAGGUACUAUUGGGGUGAUGCCCGCUGGGAGCACGCCUUGCCCGCGAGCCAGAGGCUGAUCUGCACUUUCGCACAACGCAGGCCUGACGAACUAGGGGAUGUGUGCGGUGUCCCGGUUGUAAUAGGCCUGUCAUCCCCGCGGCCCAAACAGUGAUGGACGGGAAGCUGCGGAGAUUUGAUGGGGUGUUGCAUUGGCAAAUAGGGGGGGGGGUGGACUUGGGGGCAUCCCGCUCGCUGUCAUGACCAAGCCUGUACCAGGUCCACCAGCAGCUUUCCGGUGGGCCCUUCCUCUCUUCUCCAUAUUGCUUCAUGGGUCUCAUCACGGACAGUGUGACAGCAACAUAGCCGCACAUUUAAAUCAUAUAAAUGCUAUACGUCAAGUUUACUGGGUGCUGAAAUAUUGUUGGUAGAGUUACUGUAUAAAAUAUUACCAGUCUCACAAAAACGUCGCUGUUAAAGCCCUGUG